Messenger RNA from Fundulus heteroclitus (mummichog), 3829 nucleotides. Its product is annotated as leucine-rich repeat transmembrane neuronal protein 4. The transcript is spliced from 3 exons. The record is from RefSeq and is a predicted model, not a curated record. NCBI's taxonomy places the organism in Eukaryota, Metazoa, Chordata, Actinopteri, Cyprinodontiformes, Fundulidae. Bases 861 to 2657 code for a protein of 598 amino acids. Gene Ontology annotation, cellular component: plasma membrane. Gene Ontology annotation, molecular function: protein binding.
GGUCCACAAGGCUGUUUAAAUGUCUAACUUCUGAAAUAUGUCUCAGAUCUCCUCAAACAUCUUAUUUGAGUCAUCAACGAGGUUCUGAGGUGAAGCUUCCCAAGGGUCUAAAUGCAGGCCAAACAGUGUCCCCACUCCCCGGAUUUAAUUAAUAUGCAGGCUGUGCUCAUGGGAACAACGAGGACCAGUUCGGUGUGGGCUGCGGAGUGUCACUCGGUGACCAGGAGAGGGCAUCUCAAGUCCUGAUAACUGAGUACCAACCAGCAGCAUCCGUCCUCCUAUUCCACGCGCAGGAGCAUCAUUCCUGUUGCUAUAUAACUGAUUUAUUCUCGGUGUCACGGCCAACGCGUCUAAUCCACGGCCGCCUGCGCCUCCCUCUCUCCCCCUCACGCCUGAGGCAGGAUACCGCAACUUGUCGUCUUCGGACCGCAGUUCAGUUCCUCUCACGUUGCUCCGCUCUCUCUCUCUCUCUCUCUCUCUCGCUGUCUUUUCCGCAACUUAGAAUCAACAAUUGGUGACUCCGUGAUUGGAGAGCAUCUCCCAGUCCUCCCACAACCUGCGCUGAAGAGUGUCAUUGCCAUGGCUCCGCAAGCGUGAGCGCGUCCUCCCUUCCAUCCUUCGCCAGGCGCCAGGCAGAAACAUGCAGGACCGAGCUGAUGCCGUGCGGUAAACUAGGGACAGGGGUUGGUGAACACCUUGAGGGAGCCGCUGUCCUCUCCCGACAGGUGUGCGGCUGUGGUCGCGGCGGGUCCGACUUCGGCGCAAAGUGUGUGCGCCCUCCGCGCUUGAAUGUGCAACUAUUUGGGCAAAACGCCUGGCGCGCCUAACAUGUGGACCCGGAACGCCUCCAAAAGACUUCCAUGAGCAUGAGGAAAAGCAGACGUCGUGCAAGUAUGGGUCUCUCUGUGCUUUUCAGAUGGCUUAUAUUCACAGUGGUGAUACCCACCUGGCUGCUUGCAGCUCCAAGCGGCAUCCGGGAGCGCCGCUGCCCCUCGAGCUGUAGAUGUGAUGGGAAAAUAAUAUACUGUGAAUCCAAUGCCUUCCGUGACGUGCCAAACAACGUGUCUGUGAGCACGCAGGGCCUCUCCCUCCGCUACAACAGCCUGGUGAACCUCAGAGCCCGCCAGUUCGCAGGCCUCAGUCAGCUGGUUUGGCUCUACCUCGACCACAAUUACAUCAACGCCGUGGACGGACAGGCGUUCCACGGCAUCCGGAGGCUCAAGGAGCUGAUUCUCAGCUCGAACAAGAUCACACAGCUGAAAAACAACACGUUCCACGAUGUCCCAAAUCUCAGGAACCUCGACUUGUCCUACAACAAACUGCAGGUUCUGAAACCCAACCAGUUCUUGGGUCUGCGAAAGCUGCUCAGCUUGCAUUUGAGGUCAAACUCCCUUAAAACAAUCCCCAUGCGGGUUUUCCUCGACUGUCGCAACUUGGAGUUUCUCGACAUUGGCUACAACAGGCUCAGGAGCCUGACGCGUAAUGCUUUUGCAGGACUCCUGAAGCUCAUUGAGCUCCAUUUGGAACACAAUCAAUUUUCAAAGAUCAAUUUUGCUCAUUUCCCCCGCCUGACUAACCUGAGGGCCCUCUACCUGCAGUGGAACCGUAUCAGACUGCUAACCCAGGGCCUGCCGUGGAUGUGGACUUCCUUGCAAAAGCUGGACCUCUCAGGAAAUGAGCUGGAAGCGCUGGAAGCCAGCACGUUUCAGUGCCUGCCUAACCUUCAGACUCUGAAUCUGGACUCCAACAAGCUCAGCAAUGUAUCCCAGCAGACGGCGGAGACUUGGAUCUCCUUAACCGCCAUCAGUCUGGCUGGGAACUUGUGGCAUUGUAACCCCAACAUAUGCCCACUGGUGUCCUGGCUCAAAGCCUUCAAGGGCAACAAGGAGACUACUAUGAUUUGUGCUAGUCCUAAGGAGGCCCAAGGAGAGAAAGUGACAGAUGUGGUGGAGACUUAUAACAUCUGUACAGCAACGCCGACCCCAAUCCCCUCAACGACUUUGCCUCCCACCUCCCCUUUCCAGCCUGAAUUCCUGCCUCUUCCCACACAGCUGGUGGUGGAUAAAAAGCUGACCUGGAACAGGACAUCCUCGCCAGCUCCUUCCGAGGCCUCCCCCACUGUACCCGUGCCCGACACCGACUAUGUGUCCUUCCACAAGAUCAUAGCUGGCAGCGUGGCACUUUUCUUAUCUGUGGCUAUAAUUCUGCUGGUUAUCUAUGUGUCAUGGAAGCACUAUCCCAGCAGUCUCAAACAGCUCCAGCAGCGCUCGGCAGUCAAGAAGCGCCAGAAACAGGCACGGCAGACCGAGCGCUCAUUUAAUUCCCCUCUGCAAGAGUACUAUGUGGACUACAAGCCCUCCCACUCAGAGACUAUGGAUAUGCUGGUUAAUGGGACGGGACCUUACACGUACACCAUCUCAGGCUCCAGGGAAUGCGAGAUACCACGGCAGCUGAAUCCCCUGGCUCUGUACAGGUGUGAGCAGUCAGUGCUGGAUCAGUGCCAUGCCCACCUGUCGCUGCACCACAACGUGGGCAUGGAGCCCUCCACUCAGGGGCUGGGAGGUUCGGGACCAGCCUUGUACCACCCGGGCCUAAUGGCUGCCCUCCCCUCCGAGCCUGUGCUGCCUUGCCCCCAGACUCACUCCCACCACCGGUGAGCUGUGUACACCGAGAGAGCCUCUGAACUCCUGUAUUUGUGCAACACAGAGUCAGCGAACUGCUCAAAGGAUAUAAAAGGUUGUGUGGGAGGAAACUGGGACUGGUAACGAAGCAAAGGAGACAGCUAAUCUACCGCAGAGCAUCCAGGAUCCAGGGUAAUAAAAAUAAAACUAUUUUUUUCAGCAGGAAUAAAGGGGUGCAGCAGUAUCGAUCGGCGAGAACCUGACCUACAUAGCCCCACGUGUCCUCAAUUAGCAAAGAAGGCUGAUGGGUCACAUGACUCCCCACGUCCUACGUCCCUGCCAGGAGUAAUAAGGACAGCAUUUUAAUGAUUUGGUAAUCUUAUUAAACACAUUUCUUCGAUUUCUCAUAAUCUGGCCAGCUUUCUGCUGUGCAAGUAAGCAAAUGAUUAAUGUUAUAAGCGAAGUUGGGUAGCAGAACAAAUGAAACAGUGGCCAAGCUUCAAGGUUUUUCUGCUGCUUCUCCUGAUCUAAAGCCUCUCUCCCUCUCUCCCUCUCUCUCUCUCUCUGACUGACAGCAUUUUUUGUAUUUUUUUUUUUUAAUUUUAAAACAAUGACAUCAACAAAAACAAGUCUGAAUAUAGCAGACAGUAAUUGCCAUAUAAAAUGUACAGCCUCCAUAGAUUUGUUGGCACUAAGUCCAAUUUUUAUGGUGUCUUAUGAUGUGUGAUGUUGAUCCCAUUCAGAUUAGUUUAUCACAGCGGAGAGAACCAUCCACCAGGAAGCUGCACUGCGACACGUAGAUAUUUACUUUUCAUCCCUCAUUUAAAUCACUCUUGUGGUUAAUGGUUUUUGAUUUCAUGAUGCAUUAUUAAACCAAUUAUCUGACUGUGCGCUCAUAAAGCUACAUGUGUGCUUUUUACAAGAUGUUGCAAUAUAAUAUGUGGUAAAUUAAGCUGUGGUAAAUGAUCGGUAACAGUGUCGUUCAUCAAGAUCAGUGGCUUCGACCCAAACAACUGUCUGCUGUAUUUAGACAACUGCGGAGGUGGAUGAAACAAAAGGAGCGCCGCGCUGGAGGCAAGACUGUUUAACUACAAUAUGUCUUGUUUUUGCAUUAGUGACUGACCCCCAAUGGUAACUCUUACUUGCUUUUCUUCUCCUCCUGUGACUGUGUGACCGUUUUCUGAUGUAAUAAAGUAAACUGGACUCUC